Messenger RNA from Colletotrichum scovillei, 1341 nucleotides. RefSeq lists its product as uncharacterized. NCBI's taxonomy places the organism in Eukaryota, Fungi, Ascomycota, Sordariomycetes, Glomerellales, Glomerellaceae. The coding region runs from base 1 to 1341 and encodes 446 amino acids. The record is from RefSeq and is a predicted model, not a curated record. The transcript has 2 exons.
AUGCAGAGACCCAAAAAUUCGUUCUGGGAGCCAGAUGUCGACGGCAUUGCGAAACGCGUGGAGAGCAGCUCGAAGAAAUCGAAGAAAAAGGCUGAAUGGCUGUACAUUGCAGCUUUCAAGCAUUUUGGCACUGUUUCCAAUCAACUCAUUGAAGCCAUUGAAGGGCCAAUGGCCUCGGCUGUCAGUGACUUCUCUGUGGUGUGCUCAUACAAUUGGUCGGACGCCUUUGAGCCGACGAUCUUUGUACCUGGCGGCGCUGCCAAAUACAAAAAGCCUUCGCUCCCUAUCAAAUUGGACCAUGAUCAAGGUAUCCAAUACAUCGACCACAACGUCUACAGGAACCCCGUGAUGCCAUUCGAGCCAAUGAUGAGAGCAGCCAGCAUCAUGGAUCCGUCAGCCAACUUCCACGAUGUGGAAAUCGUCAUCAGCCGGGGUGGGUUGCAAAACCUUUUCGACUUUGCCAGAGGCAAAAGCCAAAAGUCCUUCAGGGUCGAAUUGGACUUGGUCAACAACACGCUAUUCAUCGCCUGGCGCAAGGAGGUUAAUUGCUUCAGAAUGUCUUCCAAACCUGGAGAGGAGAGCUGGGGACAUGCAUUUGAAGAAGCAUUCACCAAGUACGACGCGGGUCUUGAGAGUUCCGUCUCGCACCAGCGAGUUAUCCAGUACAACAUUGGCGAGAUGAAGUGCCUAGUGCGUCAUGAGGUCGAUGGUGCUUACUAUGGGCCGGAGGAGAAUGCAACAGAAAACGAUGCCGACGUUGAAGCACCAUCCAGCGUCAUACAAAGUACCCCCCAGAACAACACACUUAAAGGGAAAGCCAGGAUCAGCAGCGAAACCAAAGCCAUUCGGAGAGGCCAGGAAACUCCCCCCUCCGCGAUAAUGGAGCUCAAGGCCCGGCCGAGAAUGGAACCGUGGGAGGCAAUGAACCAGAUGUACUUUGGAAGAACCCCCCACCUCGUCAUUGGCCAACACGAAAAGGGGGAGUUUACCGGCGUUCGCAUAGAAGACUGCGAGCCGCUGAUGGAGCAAUGGGAAUGGGAGAACCACGAAGCCCUGACAAAGCUGGCUUCCCUUCUCGGGCUGUUGCGUGAGAACGCAAAGAGGGCCAGAGCACAAGGCAGGCGAGCGCGUGCGAUCUAUAACUCCAAGUGGGACAACGCGGUGUUGGAGAUUUGGACCACAUUCUCUAGGCAAGCACCUAUCCCACCGGAGUUCGAGAAGAUGUUUUGGAUUCCUGAGUCGGAGUCAUCUGCUAGCAGGCAACCUCGGCCGAUCCACGGCCAGACGCGUCAGCGUUCCUCUCAAGGAAAUAAACCAUGGAAGCAACGAAAAGUCGUUUAG